CCCCGCAUUAUCAUCAAUCUCUGCUUUGCUGUGUGCAUGGAUACAUGUUAGUCUCUCCUCAAAUGCUACAACCACCAGCAUAAUCUCUCUCUUUGACAUUUCAUGUAAGUCGAUUGAGACCAUAUCAGAGGAGUCACUUUCUCUUACUCUUCACGCCAGUCUGUUCAGACCCUAUGAGAAGGAUUUUGCAGAGAUUCCCUCGUUGUUCCUGUUGUGGCUUUGCCAUGUGUAGCAAUUUUGUGAGUGAAGGAACUGACAGUGGCAAACAAGUUCUGCAAAAUAACACAUGCCCCACCAUGGCUCCUGUCCGGUUGCAUAUUCAAGAUCGUUAUGUGGUGUUGGAUAAUGGUAUACUCCAAGUCACAUUAUCAAAACCGGGUGGGAUUGUUACUGGAAUACGAUAUAAUGGCAUUGACAAUUUGCUUGAAUUUCGUAACAAGGAGACUAAUAGAGGUUACUGGGAUCUUAAUUGGAGUCCACCAGGGGGAAAGGGAAUGUUCGAUGUGAUCGAAGGAACAAAUUUUAGGGUCAUUGUUGAAAAAGAGGAACAAGUUGAACUCUCAUUCUCAAGGUUGUGGAAUUCCUCUCUUGAGGGAAAGUACAUUCCCUUAAACAUAGAUAAAAGGUUCAUUAUGCUUCGUGGUUCAUCGGGGUUUUACUCUUAUGCAAUUUAUGAGCACUUACAGGAAUGGCCUGCAUUUUCUCUUGAUCAGACCCGAUUCACUUUCAAGCUCAGAAAAGAGAUGUUUCGCUAUAUGGCAAUAGCAGAUAACAGACAAAGACAUAUGCCCCUUCCUGAGGAUCGAAUGACUGGAAAAGGUCAACCCCUCGCUUAUCCAGAAGCUGUCCUCCUUGUUAAUGCCACAGAUCCUGAGCUCCAAGGGGAGGUGGAUGACAAGUAUCAAUAUUCAUGUGAAAGUAAAGAUCUUAGGGUUCAUGGAUGGAUAUGCUAUGCUCCCCCAGUAGGGUUCUGGGUAAUUACACCUAGUUAUGAGUUCCGAUCUGGUGGACCAAUGAAACAGGAACUUUCAUCACAUGUAGGCCCCACCUCCCUUGUUGUGUUUCUUAGCGGUCACUAUGCCGGAAAAUAUAUGGUGACAAAUUUUGGACCUAAUGAACCAUGGAAGAAAGUCUUUGGUCCAGUUUUUAUCUAUCUCAAUUCUGCUGUUAAUGGAGAUGACCCACGUUGGCUUUGGGAGGAUGCAAAAAUAAAGACGAUGGAUGAAAUCCAAAGCUGGCCAUACAGUUUUCCUGCAUCUGAGGAUUUUCAGAAGUCAGAACAACGAGGAAGUGUUUGUGGUAGACUACUAGUGUUAGACAGAUAUGUAAGCAAAGACUGUAUUCCGGCAAAUAGUGCUUAUGUUGGGCUGGCACCACCUGGAGAUGUAGGCUCAUGGCAAACAGAAUGCAAGGACUACCAAUUCUGGACCAAAUCAGAUGAGGAGGGCUAUUUCUCCAUACCACAUGUACGUACUGGCAACUAUAAUCUUUAUGCCUGGGUCCCUGGUUUCAUUGGAGAUUUUCGACAUGAUGCUGUUGUUACCAUAACCUCAGGUUGUAAUAUUGAAUUGGGCGAUCUGGUAUAUGAGCCUCCAAGAGAUGGGCCGACAUUGUGGGAAAUAGGCAUCCCUGAUCGUUCUGCUGCGGAGUUCUAUAUUCCUGACCCUCAUCCUAUGUAUCUUAAUAAACUAUAUGUCAAUCAUCCUGAAAGAUUCAGGCAGUAUGGUUUAUGGAGUAGAUACGCAGAAUUGUAUCCUGAUGAGGACUUGAUAUACACAAUUGGUGUCAGUGACUAUCGCAAGGAUUGGCUCUUUGCUCACGUUGUCAGGGAGACAGGUGAUACACGUCAAGGAACCACUUGGCAAAUUAAAUUCAAACUUGACAAGCUGGAUCAGAGCGGUAACUACAAAUUGCGAGUGGCAAUUGCAUCAGCAACCCUAGCUGAGUUGCAGGUCCGAGUUAAUGAUCCAAACACAAAUCGUCCUCUGUUUACAACCGGACUGAUCGGGAGGGACAAUGCAAUUGCAAGACAUGGAAGUCAUGGGCUUUAUUGGCUGUACCAUGUAAACAUACCGGCUACUAAGCUUCUUGAAGGGGAGAAUACCAUCUUCCUUAAACAACCAAGAUGCCAAAGCCCUUUCCAAGGGUUUAUGUAUGAUUAUAUUCGUUUAGAAGGUCCCCCCAGCUCCUAAUUGCUUGACAGGAAGUCUACUUCUGCGCUAUUAUAUGUUCAUAUGUUUCUUUGCUAAUGGCAACUUCUUCUACUAAAAGUGCUUGUAAAUAUGGAUAAAACAUAUAUGAAUAUAUUAGGUGUCAUGUGAAUAUUUUGUUUCCCAUGAAUGUGCAUAUAGUGAAACUGUUACUUACAGCAAGGGGGAUAUGAUCAUUGUUCCCUGGAUGGAUA
Molecule: messenger RNA, 2404 nt
Organism: Mangifera indica (mango)
Lineage: Eukaryota; Viridiplantae; Streptophyta; Magnoliopsida; Sapindales; Anacardiaceae
Product: probable rhamnogalacturonate lyase B
Exons: 16
Coding region: 174-2192 (672 amino acids)
Biological process (GO): carbohydrate metabolic process
Molecular function (GO): catalytic activity; carbohydrate binding
Source: RefSeq, a predicted model, not a curated record